UCACCCGCAGACAUUACAGAAUUGGCUAUUCCUCCUGAAGAACUAAUCGUCACUAAGAAAAAACUCAAGAAAGCGGGAAUAGAUUAUACAAUACUAACAGGAAACCUUCAAAAAUCUAUCGAUACUGAGAAGGCUGCGAUAUCCGCCAAUGUAUUUCAAUUUAACAGAUAUAAUACCUACGAUAAAAUAGAGGAGUAUCUAAAUAACCUCGAUGGAUGUGGACCAAUUGCUUGUUCACAGACAAUAACAAUAGGCGAGACAGACGAAAAAAGACCAAUAUAUAUGGUUAAAAUAUGGAAAAAUGGUAUGCAACUGAGUAAUCGUCCAACCAUACUCGUAGACGGUGGAAUCCAUGCUCGGGAAUGGAUAUCGCCAGCAGUCGUAUUGAAUUUUAUUAACUUUCUAAAAACAAACCCAGCUGCUGUGAAUUUGGUAGAUGAAUUUCAGUGGUUUGUUAUUCCUGUACUAAAUCCUGAUGGGUAUGUCUAUACACAUACUACUGACCGUCUUUGGAGGAAAAAUAGAAAACAAUCUCAAGUCAACUCAAACUGCUUUGGUACAGAUUUGAACCGUAAUUUUGGUUACCAGUGGGAUCCUUUACAAACUGCAUCUAAUGAUCCAUGCAGCCUCGUUUAUCGCGGUCCUACACCAUUUAGUGAAAAAGAAAGUAUAGCUCUAAGAGACGUUAUGCUUCAACAAGGUCAAACUUACACCUCCUACAUAAGCUUCCACUCAUAUGGCCAAUAUUAUUUAUACCCUUGGCUCCACGCAGAUCAGCUAACAGCUGAUUGGAUAGACUUAGAUGAUUGUGCAAAAGCAGCAACUGCAGCUAUCUUUGGCUAUAAACGGAAAAGAUAUCAAGCAGGAGCAGGCGGGAGCUUAUUAUACCAAGCUAGUGGUACCUCUGGAGAUUAUGCAAAGGCGGAAGCUAACAUAAAAUAUGCCUACACCAUUGAACUACGAGAUACAGGAAGAAAGGGGUUUUUAUUGUCCCACAGACAAAUUAUACCAACUUGGGAGGAAAACAGAGAUGGCAUCAUUGCACUUGUAGAUUGUUUAGUUCAGAAAAAUGAUCUGAUAAAGUAAUGAUAGACAGAUUAAGUUGAAACGAAAAAAGAAACCAUUUUGUUUGUGCAUAAAGAAAGAAUAUCUAAUAUAUAGAAAAUGAGCCUUAAAUAUA
Mytilus trossulus (common blue mussel) is the source of this 1180-nucleotide messenger RNA. RefSeq names its product carboxypeptidase B-like. The coding region runs from base 283 to 1086 and encodes 267 amino acids. NCBI's taxonomy places the organism in Eukaryota, Metazoa, Mollusca, Bivalvia, Mytilida, Mytilidae. Gene Ontology annotation, biological process: proteolysis. The record is from RefSeq and is a predicted model, not a curated record. The transcript has a single exon. Gene Ontology annotation, molecular function: zinc ion binding; metallocarboxypeptidase activity.